This is a messenger RNA of Tachysurus vachellii, 1395 nucleotides long. RefSeq names its product amphiregulin (gene areg). Lineage: Eukaryota; Metazoa; Chordata; Actinopteri; Siluriformes; Bagridae. Gene Ontology annotation, biological process: positive regulation of cell population proliferation; positive regulation of mitotic nuclear division; epidermal growth factor receptor signaling pathway. Bases 84 to 782 code for a protein of 232 amino acids. The record is from RefSeq and is a predicted model, not a curated record. The transcript has 6 exons.
ACGCCCUGACACCAGGUGCCUAUAAAAGCAGCUGCUGGUGUGUGUGUGUGAGAGUGAGAGACAUAGCCAGACGGUGCUCUGUCAUGAACCUCAUCCUGCUCUCCUCUCUGCUCUACCUUGCCUGCAGUGCGCUCAUCUCUUUAGCUUCAUCUACUGCUCACAGCGCUGAGCUGGGUCAUGUGACUGUGACAUCAGCAUCUGGGGAGGGGCUUCAGAGUGCACUUGGAGAGGAGCCAGAAUCUGAGGAUGGACCUUCAGGACUGUUUACAGGGGCACCUUUGGGUAGAGGUCGAGGUGGCCGCAAGAAACAUGGUUGGAAAAAGAGGAAUAAGGCCCAGUUGAGUGCGAGACAGAGAAACAGCACUCCUGCACAGAAUCUCACCAACAGCCCCGUCUACAGUAUCUCCCAUAGCUCCACCCACAUCGCAAACCUCAGCUCCGCCCCUGAUCCCUGUCACACCUCCCACAGAGAGUACUGCAUCCACGGCUACUGCACCUACUUAUAUGACUUAAAGGAGCCCGUCUGUGUGUGUAUGAAGGGGUAUGACGGUGUGCGAUGUGGUAUCCAGCUGUUAGAGAUAGGGUCUGUGGAGCGAGAUCAUCAUGACGACACACUGCACAUCACACUCAUCAUCAUCACAGUCGUUCUGUCAAUCAUUAGCUGCUCCGCUCUCCUGCUCAUCAUCUGUGUGCAUUACCGAGCUCAGCACAGUUUCCAGGCAGCACUAUUCAGUGCUGCUGAUGAAAGUGACAAACUGCAGAAGUAUAACAGCGCAGUGUGACAGAGCAUCUCCUGCAGACACAAAAGAAUGAGCAGAGCAUUCAGAACACACAGCUUUGGAGAAACAUGCUACACGCUUCACCCUGAAUAUUUAUUUAUUUAUUGGAAAUGUAUUUUAUAUUUUAAUAUUUUCACAGUGUGUGAUGUACAAUUUUGUUACUACACAGAUCCGAUGAUGAUGAUGAUGAUGAUUGUUCCUCAUUAACAGCCGAGUGUAAAAACAAACAGCAUGUUGAUGUGUUGCUGAUGCAUUGCUAUUUAAAGGUGCAGUGUGUAAUGUCUGCUGCCUGUAAAGAGAAGUGCAACUGCAAUUACAUUACACAUGCCUAGAGUCUAUAACAGAAAGGGGGUGAUGAUCAUUUCAGCACCAGGAUACUUUAAAAAAUAUCAUUAUUAAAUGCCAAAAACCUUUACAAAUUGCAUCGGCCUCUUACGGUUCACAAGGCUGUUAAAAUAGAUCAACUCUGAUAUCUAUAAACAUUUCAGUUUCGCUCAUGCUCUGAUUUUAAUGAUAAUUCUGAUGCUAGGUUAAAAGUGUGGCUAAUGUGAUGCAGUAUGGUGGUGUAAACAUGGUAAACAAUUUGUGUAGAUCACCAAUAAAAGUAUUAAAAAUA